Molecule: messenger RNA, 1791 nt
Organism: Oncorhynchus gorbuscha (pink salmon)
Lineage: Eukaryota; Metazoa; Chordata; Actinopteri; Salmoniformes; Salmonidae
Gene: tspan37
Product: tetraspanin 37
Exons: 8
Coding region: 351-1190 (279 amino acids)
Cellular component (GO): membrane
Source: RefSeq, a predicted model, not a curated record
CGUCUGUCUGCAUUUACCUACUUAAAACGUAUGACUGAUUGAUUAAUUGAUUGAUUGAUUGAUUGGCUGAUUAACGUGAGAGGAGGAGCAGGCUCCAGUGUAAAAUACAUGAUGUACCAUGUAGCUGUAUACACCAGCUCUGCUCAGGCACCCAGUGGGAGCGAUGGGGUUAAUGUAAAAUCCUUCCGCUACUUCCUUAUCGCUGUCAUGCUGCUGCUUCUCUCUCUUCUGAGAAAUGCCUGAAUAAUUUGAUGUGGUUGGAGAAAAACGAGCACUGCUGUUUGAGAUAAAAUGGGUGAAACAAGACGACGAGCUUUACAAAUAGUUAUUCAGAUAACUUGCCAACUUCUAUGGGUGGCAGGUCUGGUGGUAGGUCUGAGUGGUAUGUACCUGUUGUUGAACUACAGACACAAUGGCAUCUUCUUCACCCACACAUACAUCAUCCUCCCAGCAUGCCUAGCUCUGGCCAGCGCUACUCUCCUAUUGGCCAGUGGAGGACUGGGCAUCUGGGUGUCCCUCAGAAAGUCAGCCUUGCUGCAGGGUGUGUUUGGGAUACAGCUUAUAUGUUGCCAUGGUUUUGGGCAUUUCAGUUUGUCUAUCUGCUGGUUGUGGUUUUCUGCCUGGAGGCAACUGCUGCUGCUCUGGCCUAUGUCAACACAGGAAAGGUGGACUCAGAGCUGGCUCCCUUCAGUAGGGUCUUUCAAAGAUACACAGGAAGAUGUCAGGACCCAUACUCCGAUGCUGUGGACGCCACACAGAAAGAGUUGCAGUGCUGUGGAAUCUAUGACUACCGUGACUGGUUGGCCACGCCCUGGUUUAACCACAGUGGGCGGGGCAGUGUACCUCACAGCUGCUGUAAUUACACCUACCACACCUGCAACGGUACCCUGGAGCUGCCCGGGCUACUAUAUCCAAAGGGCUGCCAGGUGAAGCUUGAGGAGGCCUUGCGUUUUGUUCUGCAUCUCAUCAUCUGGUCAUCUCUGGCAGUGGUGCUAGUGGAGACUGUAGGGUUUGUGAGUGUGGCUCAGCUGAUGAGGGACCAGCCUCUGUUGGAGUAUGGCAUACUGGACAGGGAGUAUGGCAUACUGGACAGGGAGUAUGGCAUACUGGACAGGGAGUAUGGCAUACUGGACAGGGAGUAUGGCAUACUGGACAGGGAGUAUGGCAUACUGGACAGGGAGUGGGCCUGAACCAGAGUCUCAGUCCAGAAUACUUUCUGCCAAUCUACCUUAGAUAUACUAUGUCCUGAACCUUGGUAAAGUUAAUGAUGCUGUGGACCUUAAAGCCCCAGUGCAGUCAAAUUAGAUUUGUUUUGUGUGUGUGUUUUUUUUUUCCUCCAGUGUUUUAUAUCAUAUUUCCACACUGAGGUUGGAAGAAUACUAUGAAAUUGUGAAAAUGCUGAUAAUGCCCUUUUAGUGUAAGUGCUGUUUGAAGACUGCUCUCUAGUGGUUUUGUGUGUGUGUGUGUGUGUGUGUGUGUCUAGUUGUCUGGGCAGCUCCAGGGCCCCUAGGGUACCAUUACAGGUAAUUGACGCAAUCAUCCCCGAUCUUGUUGGUGAAGCUACUUUAAAAGAGUGAUUAUCUUGUUCACUAAACUAAUGUAUACACAUCUGUGAAGGAAGAUGUACUCUAAAAGUGUCCCACACUUCUGCAUACACUUCCUUCGUUUCAUAAGGAUCAACUGGAAUAUGUAAUGGCCACAAUGUUUCAUAAGGAUCAACUGGAAUAUGUAAUGGCCACAAUGUUUCAUAAGGAUCAACUGGAAUAUGUAAUGGCCACAAUGUUUCAUAAG